This is a messenger RNA of Elgaria multicarinata webbii, 4708 nucleotides long. It is a transcript of the gene PPP2R3A, whose product is annotated as protein phosphatase 2 regulatory subunit B''alpha. Gene Ontology annotation, biological process: protein dephosphorylation. Bases 582 to 3953 code for a protein of 1123 amino acids. Gene Ontology annotation, molecular function: calcium ion binding; protein phosphatase regulator activity. Gene Ontology annotation, cellular component: protein phosphatase type 2A complex. The transcript is spliced from 14 exons. Lineage: Eukaryota; Metazoa; Chordata; Lepidosauria; Squamata; Anguidae. The record is from RefSeq and is a predicted model, not a curated record.
CUUCGUUUGUGCAGAAGGGACAGGAAAAGAGGCGCAGCCUCCCUCCGCCGGAGGGUGGAGGAAGGAGGAGGGUCGAAUCCGAAGAGCGCCCCAGGAUGGGAGAGGGAGUCGCCUCGGCGGCGGGUAGGUAUCUUCCACAUCAAUAGAAGAGUUGGAUCACUCAUGCACACUACAUGUCUUUUCUUUCGCCAUGGUAUUUGACACUUAAAGCAGCAAGUCUGGACAAAGUACUCAAGAGAAAACUAUUCUUUCCUCCCCCUCCCCCAAGUGGAUUGAAGUUCUAUAAUUCUACAUUUAAUAUUCAUUAAAAUUAAGAGAAGGGGGCAAUCUUUCAUCAGUACGGCACUCUCGGUGUGGGAUACAACUUUUCAGUAUUUACACUGGUCAUGUUAACUUUUCACAGAUAUCUAUCCUAAACCUGUUAACUGUUAGAUCUUAUCAAUGCAUUGCUUUUACAAUUUUGUAAGAUUUUCUGAGACAAUAGAAUCACCCAGGAAUAUGUGUGUGUCAGUAUUUUGAAGAGUGGUAAUGUGAUUGCUGUCUUAGCUCAGUUCAUAGUGCAGCCAAUUAAAAAUCACAUUAUGGCAGCAACAUAUAGGCGUGUAGUAACAACAGUGAAUUGUUACAGCAGUGUUGUGAUAGAUCGUAGACUUCAACAUGCUGUGCAUUAUUGCUCUGGAGCAUGUCGAGUAUUUAAGCAAGGAGUUAUGUGCAUAGUGGCCCACCACAGUGUUUGUGCAGAACUAAUUAAAGUCCCUACACCGAAUCUUAGAAGUUCAGAUCUGACUCACAGGCUUUCAAUGCCUGAGAGUUCCCUUGUUUUGUCUGGGGAUGAAGAUUAUAACCAAAUCCUUCCUAGUAACCCAAGACUCAAAAAGGGUUCUUCUAUUCAAAGCACUGGAAGUCUGAAAGAUAUCACUGGAGAAGCCAUAAAUCUUGCUAGUGGAAAAAUUAAAGAAUUUUCGUUUGAAAAACUUAGAAACUCUUCCAGUCAAGUGAGCUAUAGAAAGGGAAGAAAAGUUAAGUCAGACUCAUUCAACAGAAGGUCACUAGACUUUGACUUGAUCUAUGGACAUUUCAGCAAUGAUGAAAACUCCCCUCCUCCCUUUGGCCUGUCACAUCAUUCCUCAUCUGAGGAGAAAUGGCAGGUCGGCAGCACCUCAGUAGAGGGAAAUGUGAAUUCUGCAGUUCCCUUACCUGUGCAGACUUUCUCUGAAGACAGUUUUAUCACACAGAUUUUGGAAAAGCACAAGCUGGAUGGUUCUUCCAGUGGAGAUAUUAAGAUGUGCUUGGACAUCUUGCUGAAAUGCUCAGAUGACUUGAAAAAGUGUACUGAUAUAAUAAAGCAGUGUAUCAGGAAGAAAUCUUCAGGUAGUGUCAUUGGAGGAAAUGCUAAUGACCCUUUGGCCAAUUCUGAAAUGAUCUAUAUGAAUUUAAUGACAAGGUUUUCUUCUUACCUUAAAAAACUGCCUUUUGAAUUUAGACAGCCUGGGAUCACUGAACCUGGUGAUAUGGUAGAACUGAUUAACAGUUUGUCUGUUUUGCAGCAGUCUCAUUUCUCCCCAAUGUUUGGCAAUGAACAGCCACCUAGAUAUGAGGAUGUUGUAUCCUCCCCAUCCUCUGCGACAAGGCAGUCUCUCACUACAGACUUACAAGGUAUCCAGAACAGUACUGAUACAAAUACCUCAGAAAAUCCAACCCAAAUCCCCACUGUAGAUUUUCCUUCAAAUGUUUUGCAUGUCAACAACCAGCAGGAGAAUUUAGGAUCUAGAAAUGAUGCUUGUGUGCUACCUCAGUUGCUAUCUUUAAAUCCGUCAGAUUGCAUUUCUCCCAUAGAAACUCUGUACAUUGUGGAAGAAUCAGAUAGAGAAAAGGGAUUAGGCAGUGCAUUGAGUGCUAAGAGUAGAGGAAUAUGGGAGAAUUCAGAAAGCAGCCAGCAGAGAGGUGAAAGGGCAGAACCUGCGGUAGAUUCUACUAAAACAUUGCCUACUGUAGAACAACCUGUAACACUGGCCCAAACCUUCACCCCAGCAACCUCCAUCAGUCAAGGCUUUGAUGGUACUGUACAGAUUUCUAAAGGAGAAACCAGAAAAAACAAUCAAGAAGAGAUAGACAAACUUCUGUUAGAUCUGGAGCAUUUUUCACAGAAAAUGGAGACUUCUCUGCGAGAGACUUCUACAAAGCAAAGUGAUUCUUCAUGUUUGAAGGAUAUUAGUCUAUCUCUAACUCUUGAAAAUAAAGAUAAAGCUUGUUCACCUGCAGACAAAAGUGCUUCCUCCUCUUUAUCAAAACUCAUCGAAUCCAAUGGUCAUAAAAUAGAGGAAGAAGACAAAACCCUUUUAUUGCGUAUCCUGGAGAGUAUUGAAGAUUUUGCUCAGGAACUAGUAGAAUUCCGAAUGGGCAAAGGAAGCUUAUCAAAAGAGAAGGAAGUGAUGCACAUUCUUCAAGAAACUUUGGCUACUCCAUCCAUCACAGCUACCAAAGAACAUGUCCCAGGGCAAAUUCAGCAGAUGCCAGAGAUUAUCAAGGUCCAAAAUAAACAAGAGAAGAAGCCUGUGACUCCAUCCCCAGCUCCUGCAAAUUCGACAGUCAGCCCACAGUCACUUCUGCCUCCAAAUAAAGUAACUGUUGCUGCCCCUUUAUCCAUAAACAUUCCACGCUUCUAUUUCCCCAAUGGACUUCCUAAUGUCUGCAACAGCCAUGAAGAGACCAUUGUCAAGAUUGAGGCAGCUUUUUCGGAGUUUGAAGAUGAGAGAGCCCCUCUUAAUGAAAUGGGGAAAAUUGCAAAGAUAUGCUGCUGCCCCCUGUACUGGAAAGCUCCCAUGUUCAGUGCAUCAGGAGGAGAGCGGACAGGAUUUGUAUCUGUACAUUCUUUUGUCGCCAUGUGGAGAAAGAUACUACACAAUUGCCAUGACGAUGCAUCGAAAUUCAUUUGUCUUUUAGCAAAACCGAACUGCAACUAUCUAGAACAAGAAGAUUUCAUCCUAUUAUUACAGGAUGUAGUAGAAACUCACCCUGGAUUGACAUUUCUAAAGGAUGCUCCAGAAUUCCAUUCCCGCUACAUUACUACGGUUAUUCAAAGAAUAUUUUACACAGUCAAUAGAUCCUGGAAUGGGAAAAUAUCUCUGACAGAGUUGAGGAAAAGUAAUUUUCUACAAACCUUAGCCCUUUUGGAAGAAGAGGAAGACAUAAAUCAAAUCACUGAUUAUUUUUCCUAUGAGCACUUCUAUGUCAUUUACUGUAAAUUCUGGGAAUUGGACACUGACCAUGAUCUCUACAUCAACCAGAAAGAUCUAGCUAGAUACAAUGAUCAAGCUCUGUCAAGCAGGAUUAUAGAGAGAAUAUUCACUGGAGCUGUGCUUAGAGGAAUUCAAACACACAAAGAGAACCAGAUGAGCUAUGCAGACUUUGUAUGGCUUCUGAUUUCUGAAGAAGAUAAAAGAAGCCCCACAAGUAUUGAAUACUGGUUCCGAUGCAUGGAUUUGGAUGGCGAUGGCAUGCUCUCCAUGUAUGAACUGGAGUAUUUUUAUGAGGAACAAUGUGAGAGGAUGGAAUCCAUGGGCAUUGAGCCGUUGCCAUUCCAUGACUUACUGUGCCAAAUGCUUGAUUUAGUAAAGCCAGAAAGUGAGGGAAGAGUAACUCUGCGAGAGUUGAAGAGAUGCAGAAUGGCGCCUGUAUUUUAUAACACAUUCUUUAACUUGGAAAAGUACCUGGACAAUGAGCAACGGGAUCCCUUUGCUGUGCAAAAGGAUGUUGAGAAUGAUGGUCCUGAGCCCUCUGACUGGGACAGAUAUGCUGCCGAGGAGUAUGAAAUUCUUGUUGCUGAAGAGUCUGGCAAUGAACAGUUACAAGAAGGAUCCUUUGAUGAUGACUAUGAAACAGAUGAACUCUUAUCUCUAUCUGAAAUUGGAGAAAAAUCAGAUAAAUUAGUUAUUUCAGAUCUUUCAGCGUAGAAAUAUUGGAAAUCCGUCCCUAAGGUCUGUCAGUAUUACAUGGAAGAGAAUCUUCAAUUCUUGCAUUUCACAAAUUACUUAAUUGUUUCCUUGAAGAAACAAACAACCAGUCUUUGAAACUAUAACAUGGAUUUUUUUAAAAAAAAAUUAAUUGCUUGCUUCUGCAGUAUGGCAACUUCCAAAAAUAUGGUGGUGUGUGCGCAAAUGUGCAGAAACAAGAAAAGCUGCACUUCACUGUAAAGCACAAAAAAGGUGAAAAAGUAUCUAUUUGCAGAAAAACAACGAAUUUUAAACAAUUUCAAUACUUACUUUGUUUCCUGCAUUAUGGAUUCUUUCCCCUUCUUUUAUAUUUAGAAACUGUACCUUCAGUUCCUUCUUGCCUUGCUACAUAACUACAGUAACUCUCAUAACAUUUUGAUGAAUUCAAAAACUGCAGUCUUUUUCCCCAGAAAUAUUUCUAGGUUACUUCUGUACCAUGUAAGUUUCACAGAAUAAGAUUCAACAGGAAAAUUAGAAACUAAAAUGGAAUAUCAAGAGAUGAUUUAAAUCCAGUAUCAAGUUCUUGGGUUGUACUUGUUUUUUAAGUUUAUUCUGGAAAAGACAGCUAUCCUAUUCAUCGCUGCUCUUCACAGGAGGAGCUUUUAGUUAGGGAUGUUCUACACAAAGUUUGUGAGCCCCAAAUAUAUGUUUAGCCUUAGCGCGUGCAAAUCUCUGUAGUGACACAGUGUCAUUAUGUCUUAUUCCCACAUAAUUUA